Molecule: messenger RNA, 1438 nt
Organism: Nothobranchius furzeri (turquoise killifish)
Lineage: Eukaryota; Metazoa; Chordata; Actinopteri; Cyprinodontiformes; Nothobranchiidae
Gene: txnl1
Product: thioredoxin-like 1
Cellular component (GO): cytosol
Molecular function (GO): protein-disulfide reductase activity
Source: RefSeq, a predicted model, not a curated record
CGCACAAACCUGCCGAACCGGUCCCACGCCUCCGAGCCCCCAAGCAAGAGCAGCCUGCCAGCAGCAGCAGCGAGGUGGAGGCUUCACCUGCGGAAGUGGGGGCGCUGUUCUGCUCACGUGAGGCGCAGAGGGCGCUGUCUGAAGUUACAGAGGAGGAAGAAGAAGAAGCCCCGCCUUUCAUGUCACGUUUGGGCCAAUCAGGACGCUCCAUCCUGACGCAGCUCACCGUGCCAGAUGUGUGCUCCUCCAGUCAGCUAAUUUUCUGACAGAAAGCUAAAAACAAAACACCCAAUUUUCAUCAAUUUCUCUUGUCUCUGCUCGGAUUACCGCCCGGGGCAUCGAGCUCUGACCUGAGUCGCUAACUCUGCACCAUGGUCGGUGUUAAAGUGAUCGGGAGCGACCCGGACUUCCAGCCGGAGUUAGCGGCCGCCGGCUCCAGGCUAGCCGUGGUGAAGUUCACCAUGGCCGGCUGUCGACCCUGCGUCAGAAUAGCUCCAGCUUUCAACAUGCUGAGCAAUAAGUAUCCACAGGCUGCCUUCCUGGAGGUCGAUGUUCACGUCUGCCAGGGGACGGCAGCAGCCAACAACAUCUCAGCCACGCCCACGUUCUUGUUCUUUAGGAACCGAGUUCGGGUGGAUCAGUAUCAGGGGGCAGACGCCACGGGCCUGGAGGAGAAGAUCAAACAGCACACGGAAAACGACCCGGGAAGUAACGAGGACUCGGACAUUCCAAAGGGAUACAUGGACCUCAUGCCGUUUGUCAACAAAGCCGGCUGCGAGUGCCUGAACGAGAGCGACGACUGCGGCUUCGACAACUGUUUAGUCAAAGACUCCACCUACCUGGAGUCUGACUGCGACGAGCAGUUUUUGAUAACGAUGGCCUUCAACCAGCCCGUGAAGCUCUUCUCCAUGAAGCUGCAGUGCUCGGACUUAGCCCAAGCCCCGAAGGUGAUGAAGGUGUUCAUCAAUCUUCCUCGGUCGAUGGGCUUCGACGACGCCGAGCGGAGCGAAGCCACCCAGACUCUGGAGCUGUCGGAGGAGGACUACAAAGACGACGGUCUGAUUCCUCUGCGUUACGUCAAGUUUCAGAACGUCCAGAGCGUGACGCUGUUUGUCAAAUCAAACCUCGGAGACGAGGAGACAACAAAAAUCACCUACCUGACGUUCAUCGGCACCCCGGUACAAGCCACCAACAUGAACGACUUCAAGCGGGUUGUUGGGAAGAAAGGUGAAAGUCACUGAGCAGGAGGAGCAGGGGAGGGACGAUGAGAAGAGCGGGAGGAGGAGGACGUUCCGUCUGCCGAAGCUGCCGCACACCCAGCUGCCAGGAACAAGGAAGCCCACACGACCUCCCUCCUCUGGAGACCUGCUCUUUACGUCGUUUGUAUUGUAAUUCUGUCCAAUCGCUGUAAAUAAAAUACAAUCCUUUUUCAAAGGCA